AUGGCCCCCCCUCCCCCCCUCCUCCACCUCCCUCCCCCGCCCUGGGCGCUGCGGGGGGGGCCGCCCCGGUGCCUGGCUGCUGUCACCGCUGUCGUCCUCGUCGCCAUCGCGGCUGUUGCGGCCUGUCCCGCCGUGUGCCGCUGCGCCGGCGGCCGCGUCUACUGCAACGACCGGGGGCUGACGGCCGUGCCUGAGGGGCUCCCGCCCGGCGCCACCACCCUGUUCCUGCAGAACAACCGGAUCGGUGACGCGGGGAUCCCAGCGCGGCUGGGCCGGCUGCCGGCCCUGCGCGUGCUCUACCUGUACGCCAACGCGUUGGAGCAGCUGCCGGCACACCUGCCGCCGGCACUGCGGGAGCUGCAUCUGCAGGAGAACAACGUGCGCGGGCUGUGCCGGCGGGCGCUGGCGCGGGCACCGCUGCUUGAGCGCCUGCACCUGGAUGACAACUCGGUGUCGGCAGCCGGGAUCGAGGAGGACGCCUUCGCCGAGAACCGCCGCCUGCGCCUCCUCUUCCUCUCACGCAACCACCUGAGCAGCGUGCCGGCCGGGCUGCCACCGGCACUGGAGGAGCUGCGCCUGGACGACAACCGCAUCCACACCAUCCCGCUGCGCGCCUUCGAGGGGCUGCCGGCGCUGCGGCGCCUGGUGCUGGACGGGAACCUGCUGGCCAACCAGCGCAUGGCCGACGACACCUUCAGCCGCCUGGGCAACCUGAGCGAGCUCUCGCUGGGCCGCAACGCGCUCGCGGCCCCGCCGGCCAACUUGCCCCGUGCGCGGCUGCGCCGGCUCUCGCUGGCCGCCAACGCCAUCAGCCACGUGCCAGCUGGUGCACUGGCACGGAUGAGGGCACUGGAGCGACUGGACCUGUCGGACAACAACCUGACAACACUGCCACGGGGGCUCUUUGAUGACCUGGGCAGCCUGAGCCACCUGGGGCUGCGCAACAACCCCUGGUUCUGUGGCUGCAACCUGGCCUGGCUCCGGGACUGGCUGCGCCGGCGCGCGCCGCCACGCCUCGAGGUGCGCGGGCUACUGUGCCAGGCACCCGCGCGGCUGCGGGGGCUGCCGGUGGGUGAGCUGCAGGGGGAGAUGGACGCCUGUGACACCCCCGCUGCAGGGGUCGGGGGGGCUUCCCCCGGCAUCGCAGCCGUGUCCCCAGCGGCCUCAAAUGGCGCCAUGGCCGCCUCGCCAGGGGCUGCGGCCACGCCAGGGCUGUGGGUGCAGGCGGCACCGGGGGGGGCCCUGCGGGUGCGGUGGCCGCCGGCCCCCCCCGGCGCAUCCCUGCGGCUGAGCUGGCUGCGGCCCGGAGGGGGGGCCGUGACCGAGACACUGGUGCGGGGGGAGCGGGGAGAGUAUGUGGUGCGGGCGCUGCAGCCCCGUGCCCCGUACCGCGUGUGCCUCGCGGCCCUUGAGCCCCCCGCCGCCCCCCCACUCUGCACACAGGCCCGCGCCGGGGCCGGGGACCCCCCUCCCGGUUCUCCCGGUGCACCGGCCGGGGACACCCCCACCGCGCUCCCUCCGGCCGCGGCUCUGGGGGCGUCGGCAGCGGCGGCUGCCGGGGUGAUCCUGGGGGUGCUGGGAGGGUGGUGGAGGAGGAGGAGGAGGCGAGGGGGGCGAGGAGGGGCGCCCCCCCCGCCCCCUAAAAUCAGCAGAGCGGGGCGGCUGCCACUGCGGCCCCUGCGGCCCCCCGAUGAGGGCGGAAUACGCACCGUGUACCCCCCUCCGCCGCCCCCGCUGCCCCUCCCCAGCGCUCGGGGGUACCGGGGGGGGCAGGUGCCCCAUGGCGGUGGUGAAGGGGAUGGGGGGUCCUGAUAGGGGGGUCCCUCCUCCUGGGAAACCCCACGUGUUGGGGACCUCUCUGGGGCUGUGGCCACUUGCCCCUGCUCUGAGGACAUUUGGGGGGACCCACCGGGGAGUUGAGGAGAGGGGUCGCCCUGCACCUCCCCCGCUUCCCUUUUGGGCAUUUUGGCUUUUUUAAGGUGUUUUUUCGGCACCGCGGCUUUUUUGGGGGAAAAACGGCAGAUUUGGUGCAGGAAUGGGAUUGGGGAGAGGGACGGACAUGGCAGCCUCGAUCCCUCCAGGACCUCCAGGAGGACCCCAGGCCUGGACAGAGCCUGGGGGGGUGGAGGCAGAGGGGACCCGGGGUCAGGGUGGUCCCCUGCUGCCCCCCCCCGGGUCUGUGCCCCCUCCCUUCCCCCCGCGAGGUGCCUUCACCCCUCCCCUUGCCCCUGCUGUUGGAUUUGGGGAAAAAGGACCAAAAUCAGGAAAAAUCGACCCAAAAGGGCCGAGGGGAACCCUGACCCCCAAAUAAACCCAGCGGCUCCUUUUC
Neopelma chrysocephalum (saffron-crested tyrant-manakin) is the source of this 2329-nucleotide messenger RNA. RefSeq names its product leucine-rich repeat transmembrane protein FLRT1-like. Lineage: Eukaryota; Metazoa; Chordata; Aves; Passeriformes; Pipridae. Gene Ontology annotation, molecular function: protein binding. The transcript has a single exon. Bases 1 to 1812 code for a protein of 603 amino acids. The record is from RefSeq and is a predicted model, not a curated record.